AUGACGAAAGAAUCGUCGUGGCCGUGGCAAUGGGCUGCAAGCCCCACCAAGGGCCCAAGCUCGAAUUGUGAGGGUUAUGCUCUGUGGAAGUAUUUGAAGGAGAGAAUAUUUAUAGAGAUCGAGAAAAAGUCGUUUGAUGCGCUGUACGUGCACACCGGAGCUCAAAGGUGCAAGAACUUCCCCGGAAUCUUAGCCGUCCGAUCAAUCUACGAUGCCAUCUCGAUCGACGUCCGCCAGAAUCUCGAAGCCGUGUAUUUCCUCCACCUCAGCCUCCAGGCCCGCCUCUUUCUCACCACCUUCGGCCGCUUCUUUUUCACCAACGAGGUAUACGAAAAGCUAAGGUACGUGAGCAGGCUCGAUUAUUUGUGGGAGCACGUGAGGAGGAGCGAGAUUGAGGUGCCUGAUUUCGUGUACGAUCAUGAUGAGGACUUGGAUCACCGUCCGAUGAUGGACUACGGAUUGGAGAGCGAUCAUCCAAGGGUGUACGAUGCGCCCGCGGUUGAUUCUCCUGUGUCGAUGUACUCCAUGAGAUGCAUCUCUUAGCUAGUCGUAAUAAUUGAGAAGUUGUUUUUUUUUGUUCUUCUCGCUUUGUUACAA
Malus domestica (apple) is the source of this 597-nucleotide messenger RNA. NCBI's taxonomy places the organism in Eukaryota, Viridiplantae, Streptophyta, Magnoliopsida, Rosales, Rosaceae. The record is from RefSeq and is a predicted model, not a curated record.